Messenger RNA from Eucalyptus grandis, 728 nucleotides. Its product is annotated as ubiquitin carboxyl-terminal hydrolase 12-like. Bases 211 to 546 code for a protein of 111 amino acids. The record is from RefSeq and is a predicted model, not a curated record. Gene Ontology annotation, molecular function: protein binding. NCBI's taxonomy places the organism in Eukaryota, Viridiplantae, Streptophyta, Magnoliopsida, Myrtales, Myrtaceae. The transcript has 4 exons.
UCUUUAUACGAUCAAGUCCGCGAUAGAUAUUUAACUGAACAAGGGAGAGUUACGAGGCUUCACGUGUUGAAAGCCCAAUGGGGAGUUCCGAGAUACAUACCAUUAAAAUUUUUCACCGACCCGUCAAAUGGGUACCUGGUGGACGACACCUGCGUCUUCGGUGUGGAGGUUUUCGUCGUCAAGAGCUCGGGAGUCGGCGAACGUGUGAGGAUGCUGGAGGAGAGCACACCGUAUACUUAUGAAUGGAAGAUAUCAAGGCUCUCAAGCUCGGAGGAUGAAUCUCGAUACUCUGAUAUGUUCACUGUUGGAGUCUAUAAAUGGAAGGUGUAUAUGCGCCCACGUGGUGAUUCGAAUAACAGGGGCAAAAACCUUUCAAUGUUUCUCUGGUUAUAUAAUACGGAAGACUUGGCUUCUAAUGAGAAAGUGAACGUGAGGUUUGUCAUUCGGUUAAAAAGCCAAAACAAUGUCGUACUCCGUCAGCCGGAAGUUCUUACUACAUGGUUCAGUCGCUCCAUCCCGAUCUACAGCCGUCUUUCAUGCCACUGAAAAUGGUUCGCGAAAGCGUGAAGGAUGAUCCAUGUGUCAUUGAGGUCGAAAUCACGGUGGUUGGCACAGCUAGCAAAUUGCCAUGAUGGCAAAUAUAUGUACUGAAUGUAUUCAUAAGUAGACAAUCACCGGCAAUUCUUUCCUCACAACAAUAAUAUAUGGAUUGGAUAUAUUUGUUGAUA